GAGAGGGCUCUCUGAAGCGAGACGCUGGGCUGUGGGAGCCGCUCGCAGGGAGGGUCGAAGUCAUGAUUCCCCCGCAGGAGGCGUCCGCCCGGCGGCGGGAGAUCGAGGACAAGCUGAAGCAGGAGGAGGAGACGCUGUCCUUCAUCCGAGACAGCCUGGAGAAGAGCGACCAGCUCACCAAGAAUAUGGUGUCUAUCCUGUCAUCCUUUGAAAGUCGCCUUAUGAAGCUGGAGAACUCCAUCAUCCCUGUGCACAAGCAGACGGAGAACCUGCAGCGGCUGCAGGAGAAUGUCGAGAAGACCCUGUCCUGUCUGGACCAUGUCAUCAGCUACUACCACGUGGCCAGUGACACUGAGAAGAUCAUCAGAGAGGGGCCCACAGGUAGGCUAGAGGAGUAUCUGGGAAGCAUGGCCAAGAUUCAGAAGGCUGUGGAGUAUUUCCAGGACAAUAGCCCAGACAGCCCAGAGCUCAACAAAGUGAAGCUGCUGUUUGAGCGGGGGAAGGAGUCACUGGAGUCCGAGUUCCGCAGCCUGAUGACCCGGCACAGCAAGGUGGUGUCCCCAGUGCUCAUCCUGGAUCUGAUCGGUGGUGAGGAUGACCUGGAGCUCCAGGAGGAGGUGCCCCUGGAGCACCUGCCCGAGAGCGUGCUGCACGACGUGGUCCGCAUCUCCCGCUGGUUGGUGGAAUACGGCCGCAACCAAGAUUUCAUGAACGUCUACUACCAGAUCCGCUCCAGCCAGCUGGAUCGCUCCAUCAAAGGCCUGAAGGAGCAUUUCCGGAAGAGCAGCUCUUCCUCUGGGGUCCCCUACUCCCCUGCCAUCCCCAACAAGAGGAAAGACACACCCACCAAGAAGCCGGUCAAGCGGCCAGGGACGAUCCGUAAGGCUCAGAACCUUCUGAAACAAUAUUCCCAGCAUGGUCUAGAUGGGAAAAAGGGGGGCUCUAACCUCAUUCCUCUGGAAGGUCACGAGCAUGAUUUCCGAGUUAAGCACCUGUCCGAGGCCCUGAACGACAAGGCCGGGCCGCUGGCCGGGAGAGAUGACAUGCUGGACGUGGAAACUGAUGCCUACAUUCACUGCGCCAGUGCCUUUGUCAAGCUGGCCCAGAGCGAGUACCAGCUGCUGACGGACGUCAUCCCUGAGCACCAUCAGAAAAAGACCUUCGACUCUUUGAUACAGGACGCCCUGGACGGGCUCAUGCUAGAAGGCGAGAACAUUGUGGUGGCCGCCCGCAAGGCCAUCAUCCGCCACGACUUCUCGGCCGUGCUCACUGUCUUUCCCAUCUUGCGGCACCUCAAGCAGACCAAGCCUGAGUUUGACCAGGUGCUCCAGGGCACAGCCGCCAGCACCAAGAACAAGCUGCCCAGCCUCAUCACUUCCAUGGAGACCGUGGGAGCCAAAGCGCUGGAGGACUUCGCCGACAACAUCAAGAACGACCCCGACAAGGAAUACAACAUGCCCAAGGAUGGCACCGUGCACGAGCUCACGAGCAACGCCAUCCUCUUCCUGCAGCAGCUCCUGGACUUCCAGGAGACGGCAGGCGCCAUGCUGGCCUCCCAAGAGACCAGCUCCUCCGCCACCAGCUACAGCUCCGAGUUCAGCAGGCGUCUGCUGAGCACGUACAUCUGUAAAGUCCUAGGCAACCUGCAGUUGAACCUGCUGAGCAAAUCCAAGGUGUAUGAGGACCCGGCUCUGAGCGCCAUCUUCCUACACAACAACUACAACUACAUCCUCAAGGCCCUGGAGAAGUCCGAGCUGAUCCAGCUGGUGGCCGUGACCCAGAAGACUGCCGAGCGCUCCUACCGGGAGCACAUCGAGCAGCAGAUCCAGACCUACCAGCGCAGUUGGUUAAAGGUGACUGACUACAUUGCCGAGAAGAAUCUACCUGUGGUCCAGCCUGGAGUCAAGCUUCGGGACAAGGAGCGGCAGAUGAUCAAGGAGCGUUUUAAGGGCUUCAACGAUGGCCUUGAGGAGUUGUGCAAGAUCCAGAAGGCCUGGGCUAUUCCCGACACAGAGCAGAGGGACAAGAUCCGCCAAGCUCAGAAAAGCAUCGUUAAGGAGACCUACGGGGCCUUUCUAAACAGGUAUGGCAGCGUGCCCUUCACCAAGAACCCGGAGAAGUACAUCAAGUACCGCGUGGAGCAGGUGGGGGACAUGAUCGAUCGCCUCUUUGACACCUCGGCUUGAGCUGCCACUGCCCCUGCCUGGCUCUGCCAGAGCAGCUGUGUUACUGGACAGAUAAACAGAGCACAAUGAAGAUGAUCUGGCUACACGCCACCCCUACCACAUACACAUGGAAGAAGAUGUGGUCAGCAGCCUCCGCCCAGCUCCUUCGGGACCCCUUCCGUGCUCCAGGGGCUUCUGUGUGGGCAGGAAGAGUGAAAGAAGACAGACUGCACGCUCUGCGUGUGCACAAGGGUGAGCCCCAGAGGGUGCUGGUGUGCCCCCCUUCAUCACAUUCACAGCUAAGGAACAUUCGGGUCUGGCCCCUUCUAGUUCAUCGUGAGUUGAAGAAAUGCCCCCUGAGAGAGGCUGUGCAAGGCACAGGGUUAUCCUGUGCUAAGUCACUUCAGUCGUGUCCGACUCUUUGUGACCCCGUGGACUGUAGCCUGCCAGGCUCCUCUGUCCACAGGAUUCUCUGGGGAAGAAUACUGGAGUGGGUUGCCAUACUCUGCUCCAGGGGGUCUUCUCGACCCAGGGAUUGAACCCAUGUCUCUUAAGUCUCCUGCAUUGGCAGACGGGCUCUAUAUCCCUAGUGCCACCUGGGAAGCCUAGAGAGUCUGAAGUCACUGAGCCUUGGGGAGGCUGAUUCUGCUCCCUGCUCCAGACCUGCUGCUUGUGAGCGCAGCCAUGGUGGAGUCCGGGCAGCAGAGCCGGCCGAGAUGGGUGCAGGAACCUCUAAGGAGCCCAGUGACCUGCAGCCCCAGUCUGCCAGCUCUGCCCCUAGGCCUCCUCCUCCACCCCCCCAGGAAGGGGCCCAGCCCCUGCCCACCUUCAGGGUUAGGCCCUGGCUUCCCGCGGUUGUGCUGCUCCCCAUUCAGUGCUGGAAUGGGGCUGUCCUCUGCCCUGAGGUUGCCCCGGGCCAGGAGCCCGGUCAACAGCACAGUCUCGGUGGUGCUGACAAAGAGCAGCAGCAGC
Molecule: messenger RNA, 3137 nt
Organism: Budorcas taxicolor (takin)
Lineage: Eukaryota; Metazoa; Chordata; Mammalia; Artiodactyla; Bovidae
Gene: EXOC7
Product: exocyst complex component 7
Exons: 21
Coding region: 63-2186 (707 amino acids)
Biological process (GO): exocytosis
Cellular component (GO): exocyst
Molecular function (GO): phosphatidylinositol-4,5-bisphosphate binding
Source: RefSeq, a predicted model, not a curated record